Messenger RNA from Suillus subaureus, 647 nucleotides. RefSeq lists its product as uncharacterized. The record is from RefSeq and is a predicted model, not a curated record. NCBI's taxonomy places the organism in Eukaryota, Fungi, Basidiomycota, Agaricomycetes, Boletales, Suillaceae. The transcript has 4 exons. The coding region runs from base 1 to 435 and encodes 144 amino acids.
AUGGAUCGCUUCUUCGCCCCAAACACUUCAGAGGCAUUGGCCCACACCCAUUUAACUGAAAAUUGGUUCACCUGGGACCAAGAUCAUCCUUCAUUCAACGAAACCCUCGUUGCAGGAUGUGCAUCCUACCAAGCAUUCACGCGUUACCUCUCAGGUUCUGACCUAUUCAUCGUACCUCGGUCUCGUCGCGAACUUGAAGGUGUUUUGCGACGUUACGCGUAUGAUAGCAUACACAAUGCCAUAGCGGUAUCACGGCAAACCCUUCAAAGAGGUGGAUAUAGCCGAACGUGUUCCCUCGCAGAAAAGUCAAUUCGUGACGUCCUGAAUACGAAUGACAAUGCAACUGUCCUACUCAAUUUGCAUAUGCCGCAACCCGAGACGUUCACAGGAACGGACGUGUCCCUACCUAAUUCAAAUACCCGCAUCAGGACUUGAUGUCGUUUUCCUCGCAUCAGAUCGUUUCGUUCAACGGUUUAUCCACGGCUCCCCACUGAUAUUUUUUCCACUGUGGCUUGUUGGGAUCUUUGUUUUCGUUAUCCUCUCGAUCUCGUUAUCUAUACUCGCAUCUGUAAUACUCCCCACAACGAAUCACCUUUACGCAUUCUGUAUGUACUACUGCAAUUCAAUCAUCCAUUGAUUCAAUUCAU